UCCCUAUGUUAGGCAUCAUUCCAGAACCAUAAUAACCUGGCGGUAGUCGACUGUACCUCAGGGCUUGCACCCUUUUUUCGAUUGCGGUUCGCAAACACAUACAUAUAUAUAUUGCAUGAGUCGAUCUUGUUCAAACACCACCUUCGACUUUGCCACCUCUCCUCCAAAUGAACUUUUGCGUUGCUCCUUGCCUCACUCUGUCCCCAACGGCUGACAGUUGUCCCUUCGAGGCCAUCAGGCUAUUGUUCACGGGCAAUGUCAGGAUUCCCCUAGGACCAGGAGCAUUCACCCCGGGUGGCUCAAUAUCCAUUUCAUCACCACAUGCUGAAAUCUGGCUUCAAAAUAAACAGAUACUUAUACGAGAUCAAAACACCACACAUGGAACAUAUGUAAAUGGUAUCCAAAUAGUACAACAAACUCUCUUGCAGAAUGGCGACAUCCUCACAUUGGGUGCUCCAAUAAUGCGGUCCUCUAGCACCCCCAACAAUGUAACCCAUGCACAACUCAAGCCCAUCAAAGCAAUGGUGACCAUUGUGGGUGUCUGAUCUCCCAGCGGCAACUAUGGUGCCAAUCAUGAUUCUCGUGGCCUGUCUGUGGGUGUCGCGACCUGCGCAAUUCAAGGACCCACCACCCUUGGCAUCAUCAUGCGCUUGCCCUUCGGCAGCAUGCACUCCGAGUUUUCGUUCCUUUCCUUCUUUUGUAUCGAUUGUCCUUUGAUCACAGCGUCCACGAUAUGCUUGCAUAGUUGAAGCAUCUUUGAAGAUUUCCUUCUGCUUAGCUUAGAUGUGCGACCUAAUUAGCAUCGAGACUCAUACAUAGAUUAGACAAAAGCUGAUGAUGGUGUAUGAUGUACGCAGUAGUCAAUCCCCAGAUCCAGAUUCCAAAGGCGCUCUAAAAGCCACGAAACAGAAUAAAUUGAAAUCUUAUCGUACGCGCC
Suillus plorans is the source of this 937-nucleotide messenger RNA. RefSeq lists its product as uncharacterized. Bases 168 to 545 code for a protein of 125 amino acids. Lineage: Eukaryota; Fungi; Basidiomycota; Agaricomycetes; Boletales; Suillaceae. Gene Ontology annotation, molecular function: protein binding. The transcript is spliced from 3 exons. The record is from RefSeq and is a predicted model, not a curated record.